AUGUCGCAGGUUCAACCAGAAGUCAAACCUGAGGACGCAUCUCCAUCCUUCAAGCAAGCCACAACCGGCGCGAUGACUGGACGGCCUACAUGCUCAGUGUGUGGACGAACAUUCUCCACAAAACAGAAUAUGGAGACCCACAGGCGUCUCCACUUCGAUGACAAGCCCUUCGCCUGCAGCCACUGCGAUAAACGCUUCAAUACACGCUGGAAUCUCAACGGGCUGGGCCAAAUCCGGUGUCACAAGUGCCAUCACUGCGGUAAGAUGUUCUCAGACAACUUUGCGCUGACCAUGCACAUGCGCACUCAUACCGGAGAGAAACCGUUCAAGUGUGACGUGUGUCAGGCCUCCUUCUCGGUCAAGGGCAACAUGAAGCGGCAUCGGGAACGGCACUUCAAAGACUUCCCGUUUAACAUAUCUACUGUCUAG
Molecule: messenger RNA, 429 nt
Organism: Dreissena polymorpha
Lineage: Eukaryota; Metazoa; Mollusca; Bivalvia; Myida; Dreissenidae
Product: zinc finger protein 765-like
Exons: 3
Coding region: 1-429 (142 amino acids)
Biological process (GO): regulation of transcription by RNA polymerase II
Molecular function (GO): RNA polymerase II cis-regulatory region sequence-specific DNA binding; DNA-binding transcription factor activity
Source: RefSeq, a predicted model, not a curated record